Molecule: messenger RNA, 414 nt
Organism: Giardia duodenalis
Lineage: Eukaryota; Fornicata; Diplomonadida; Hexamitidae
Exons: 1
Coding region: 1-414 (137 amino acids)
Source: RefSeq, a predicted model, not a curated record
AUGACUGCCGGGCUACAGAGCACGAUCCUUCGACUCUUAGUGUUUACUCCUCCGCAAGACUUGGACAAGCAAGCAACGCUCAUAUUCGACAAAUCUCUUUCUGGUGAACCUUUAAAAGGUAGACCGGAAGCCAUCCUAGCCAUGGUUCAGGCUAUGGCCCGGUGCUCCGAAAGCACUGAGACAGGUGAUGAGAAUGACUUUCGUGUUGUGAUUCUUGGAGCCGGAUCGUCUCCACAGACCUCUAUGCUCUACAAGCGGACGGCCUCUAUCAUUGCUAUCGCCGUCCUUACAUACCCUCUCCAGCUAAGGCGCUACAUCGAACUCUUCCUGAACAGCCUCGCUGUAGAACCCGUUGCUAACAUAACAGACGAACGCGUCGACGAGCUGCUCAAAGACUCUUUUCCGCAACGGUAA